UUGGCCACUCUCCAUGACAAAAAUAUCAACGCAGCGACACGCUGUUCUGAACAUUGACAGUGUUCAACCUCCCUAUGAGCCCGCAGUGAGACAGCACAGGCGAUGAAGAGAUCACCUUCUCUCCGCAAGAGCCGUCGUGGCCUCGCUCCAUUCGCCCCGACUCCUUCUCGCCUGUCGCACUCCACUUCAGCUCACGAGCUCAGAAAUCGUCAUAAUCUAGACGACGACGAGGAGGCGGAUGAGGAUGAGGUGGAGAAGCUGAAGCCGCAAGACGAGCCGAGAACGGAUCAGGGCAUACAAACAGGCUCGUUCAAAUUCUCGCAAGGAUCAAGUGCUCAGCAGACCACGCCCGGUCGAUUCAGUACCCCUAUCCGGAAUAGGUCCAUUGGGACCGGUGGGCUGCCAGCAUCGCCACGAACGCCUGAGAUCCACUAUUCACCCUUUGCGACAUCCACACCUCCCAGUGGUCUCAGCAAGAGUACAAGUGUGCCCUUCGAUAUGGCCGCCAAUGAUAAGGCUGCGAGGCGUCUGGAUGUAGAGCUAAGGCAGAAGAAGGAGAUCACACCUACGCCGAGGAAGAAGAGAUUCGUUAGGCGCAAACCACUUCUGGAGAGAAUAGCAGCAUACCCUCAGCAACUCGCUGAUAUGUGGCUGCUGAACUGGCCGCCUUCUUUUGAAAACAUCUCACCACCUGCCCAUUAUGCCAAUCCCAUCGCUUUGGGUACUCACGUCCUCCACUGGCUCGUCUUGGCUCCCCUACUCCGACGAGAAGACGAGCCUCAAACUGUCCUCCGUGAUACCUCGGUAGAGAAUCGCUGGUCAAGAUUCGAUGAUGAUGAGAGCAGCCAGCGGUCGAACCUGGCAGGGUGGAAGACCUUUAUCUUCACCUUGCUGCUCAUCACCUUGACGUCUGCGAACUCUAUCUACCUCUUCACGCGCUACAGAACGUAUGACAUGCAGCUACGAUCAGUAAGUCGGGCGCUGCGCGCCCAUUCCUCCACGCGACUGAUUUUCCUUCAGGGUCGAGAUGCCCCAGUGUCGCCCCACGCCUCACCCGUCUCAACGCCUCACGCACCUCGCCGAGACUCUGAUAUCAAUGAUCUGAGCUCAAACAAUUCUUCAAAGGUCAGGUCGUCGCUCAUCGGCACCAUUCGUGCUAUCAAGACCAUCAUCGUUUGGGCCUAUACGGGUAUCCUUGCCAUCUUUGGCCAUCAUGCGGCGGGACUUGGAAACGGAUUUGGCGCCGGCCAAGGCGGGGACACUAUCCAACGAUUGAGGGUCUGGGAACCUCCCGACUUCGCACUGCAUUUCUUUUGUGCAUAUCCUCCUUCUGCACCUCUUCUCUCUUACCUACUCGCCCCGAUUCAUCCCUUUCUCACUCCCUUCUUGCACCUAAUCACGUCUUUCCUCCUCACCCACCUCGCUGGAUCCUACUCUCAAUUUGUUAAGGACCGUAUGGUACUCUCAGCAGAAGUCAUGAGGGAAUAUGAUCAACGCUUUGUGUAUCGUAAAGUCUUUGCUCCUCGAGUGGACAGAGGGGUAGGAACUCACGAUGGACCAUGGUACGACUUGUAGAUAAUUAGAUGAGCUUGACGAGGACAUACUGUGCAUAAGUAUUACGGAUCAUGUGUGCUGAUAGCUGACUGAACGGCGUUCAUUCCCAGACCUCCCGGUUGCCGACCUCUUGAAACGAGUCCUCGCCAACACUAAUGAUCCUUUGAUUGACAGACUCCCACAGCUCUCCUUUCAGUCUCUAUGU
Molecule: messenger RNA, 1759 nt
Organism: Kockovaella imperatae
Lineage: Eukaryota; Fungi; Basidiomycota; Tremellomycetes; Tremellales; Cuniculitremaceae
Exons: 5
Coding region: 103-1575 (490 amino acids)
Biological process (GO): maintenance of rDNA; regulation of exit from mitosis
Source: RefSeq, a predicted model, not a curated record